Molecule: messenger RNA, 1816 nt
Organism: Oryzias melastigma (Indian medaka)
Lineage: Eukaryota; Metazoa; Chordata; Actinopteri; Beloniformes; Adrianichthyidae
Gene: dnajc5ga
Product: DnaJ (Hsp40) homolog, subfamily C, member 5 gamma a
Exons: 7
Coding region: 210-854 (214 amino acids)
Source: RefSeq, a predicted model, not a curated record
CCGUGAAGGCAGCACUAGUCCUGCUGUAUUUCCUGGAGGGCGGAGCUUCACACCGAGGAGGGAACGCAGAGCGCCGCCGCCGCUGCUACCGGCUAACGACAGAACCGGGUUUCAGUGCCAUUACAGGAAGCGACCCGGUCCAACUAAAUGCCUCUAUGAUCCACCGGACCUUCCAACAGCAAACGCAGCGUUCCGUUCAGAGGUGAGACAUGGCUGAACAGAACUCCGCUCGCCCCCAAAGGAAGAUGUCCACCUCUGGGGAGAGCAUAUACAAGGUUCUGGGUCUGGAGAAAGGAGCGUCAGCAGAGGACAUCAAGAAGGCCUACAGGAAACUGGCGCUCAGGUACCACCCGGACAAGAACCCGGACAACCCCGAGGCGGCGGAGAAGUUCAAGGAGAUCAACAACGCCAACUCCAUCCUGAACGACGAGAACAAGAGGAGGGUGUACGACGAGUACGGCUCCAUGGGGCUGUACGUGUCCGAGCAGUUCGGAGAGGACAGCGUCAAGUACUACGUCCUCAUGUCCAAGUGGUGGUUCAAGAGCCUGAUGCUGUGCUGCACCAUCUUCACCUGCUGCUGCUGUUGCUGCUGCUGCUGUUUCUGCUGCGGGAAGUGCAAAUCCGCCGACGACGAGGAGAACUACCAGUACGUGGAUCCUGAGGACCUGGAGGCCCAGAUCAAAGCGGAGCAGGACGGAGGUACCCCCGUAAUCAUAAUCCAGCCUGCAUCUAAUCUGGGUCCCGAGACCCCCGAGGACCAGGGCGGGGCCGCCCCCCUGCCCAUGCCUGCGCCCGAGCCCCCACAGCCGGGGAGGGACAGUCCGGGGGCCGGGGGCAACCACGGCGGCUUCUGAAGCACUCGAGGAAAAUGACGGCGGAUCAGGAAUCAGCAGACGUCUGCAGGAAGCCCCCCCACCAGCCCAAAGUCACCAGCUCUCAUCCUAACCCCCCCACCUGAAGAUCACCUGUUAAGGUGCGCCAAAUGACUCCUCCCCUUUCUACAGAAUGCCCCCCCCAGCCAUACAGCUUCAGGAUUGCUCCGCCCCCCAGUCUGACAGAUGUUCCAGCAAGGAGGGCGGAGCCAAAGCCAGUGACAUCAUCAUCCAGACAGAGACUGGCCCCCCGAACGGAUCCUCCUGCAGACCGCGGUUCCCCGCCCGACGCCAAAGGUUCCGCUGCACUGGAGAGGCGGGACACUUCCGACCGCACGACCCCCCCUCGCCCCCCCGCCGGUCCACCUGAGAACUUGGUGUUUCUGUUUGAAUGAACGCGGCGCUUGUUCUAAUCUGAGGGAUCAUUCCUGAUGCCCCGCCCACCAGCAGAACCGCGCUUCUGUCAGCAGCUUGAGCCGGGUUCUGCAGCGGGAACGUCCUGAUCUGGACAGACGGGACGGUCCGUCCGGGUCGGGUUCUGCUGGGCUCUGGCUGUGGAGGGGUCUGCAGACGGUCCGUCCUGUCUGCGCAGACCCUGACGUUCUCUGUUCUCCAUCAGCCGCUGGACUGGUACCGGUGCCCGGACCCGCCAUCAGAACCUUUCGUCCCGUGGUUCUGCCUCUGAGCCAGCCGUGGGGGGGGUCAUAUUUAUUUUUAUGGUUGAUCAAAGCUUCGCUCGCUGUAAUUUUGUCUUUUUUAUUUAUGUCGGAUGAACUCGGGAUGGGGGCGCGUUGGAACCGCUGACUCGGCUCUGCAUGUGCACGGCGCUCGACUGUUCCAGAACCCCCUGCUCCUGGGUCGGGUCGACCCGCGGCGUUGGUGUUGAUGGGGGUUCUGCUGUGGACGACGUGUCAACCAGAACCAAAUAAACGGAUGAUUUUGUA